Molecule: messenger RNA, 561 nt
Organism: Staurois parvus
Lineage: Eukaryota; Metazoa; Chordata; Amphibia; Anura; Ranidae
Source: the annotation of a GenBank genome assembly
AGGGGAGGAGCCGGUACACCUGUGAAAAGACUGAAGGGGAGGAGCCGAUACACCUGUACAAGACUGAAGGGGAGGAGCUGGUACACCUGUACAAGACUGAAGGGGAGGAGCCGGUACACCUGUGAAAAGACUGAAGGGGAGGAGCCGAUACACCUGUACAAGACUGAAGGGGAGGAGCUGGUACACCUGUGCAAGACUGAAGGGGAGGAGCUGGUACACCUGUGCAAGACUGAAGGGGAGGAGCCGGUACACCUGUGCAAGACUGAAGGGGAGGAUUCGGUACACCUGUGCAAGACUGAAGGGGAGGAGCCGGUACGCCUGUGCAAGACUGAAGGGGAGGAGCCAGUACAACUGUGCAAGACUGAAGGGGAGGAGCCGGUACACCUGUGCAAGACUGAAGGGGAGGAGCUUGUAAACCUGUACAAGACUGAAGGGGAGGAGCCGGUACACCUGUGCAAGACUGAAGGGGAGGAGCCUGUACACCUGCGCAAGACUGAAGGGGAGGAGCCUGUACACCUGUGCAAAACUGAAGGGGAGGAGCCGGUACACCUGUGCAAGACU